CAGUUACACCCAGUGCCAGUGGUUAGAUCCAUAGUGUCUAAUUCUUAUUUCCUCGCUAGUAUCGAAAUCAGCUAGCAACACUUCUCGCCUGCAUAGGAUGGUAGAAGGUGACACCGAUCAGAACCACUCAAAAUAUACCGAUGUAAAGGACGAGCGAGUAGCGAACGGUGACAGCAAGGAUCAUCCGUUGGCGGAAACCAUCCCGGUUUCGCUCACAGACAAAUCGUUGGUCGUUCAACAGCACCAGCAGCAGCCGACGCUGUACGGCCCACUAACCGGUGCCGAGGAUCGUGCCAUCGUCAGUAAGCAGCUCGAGGCAAAGGGUGGCCCCGUUGCCGACCCCGAGAGGGGUGCCUACUCGAUCCGGGCUGACUUCGAGCAGGCGAUCGAGCUGACUGGUUAUGGCAGAUUCCACUACAUCCUGCUAGCAAUAUGCGGUCUGGUGAGCACAAGCGAGGAGAUGGACGUCAUCUCGAUGUCGUUCAUUCUGCCCUCCGCUCAGUGCGAUCUCGAUCUGAACACCCAAAGCAAGGGCUGGCUGAACUCGAUCAUCUUCAUUGGCAUGAUGUUUGGGGCGUACAUUUGGGGCAGCGUGGCGGACUCGCUCGGCCGGAAGAAGGUGCUGAUCGUGAUCUCGAUCAUGAACGCGUUCUGCAUCGUCGCGUCCUCGUUCUCCCAGACGUACGAGGUGUUUAUGGUGUUUCGCUUCCUCAACGGUGUGGCGUUAGGCGGUAGUGGUCCCGUCAUUUGGCCGUACUUUGCGGAGUUCCAACCCAAGUCGAAGCGAGGCUCCAUGCUCAGCUUUAUGGCGGCGUUCUGGACCAUCGGUAACCUGCUGGUGGCUGGGCUGGCUUGGUUGAUCAUCCCCACUGGAAUCGGUAUCACAACACCAGCCUUCACGUACAACUCGUGGCGCAUUUUCCUGCUCGUCUGCUCCAUCCCAUCGUUCAUCGUGGCCGCACUGUUGCUGUACCUGCCCGAGUCGCCCAAGUUCUUGCUCUCGCAGGGCAAGAUCGACGAAGCGUUGGCCAUUUUCCGUGGCAUCUACGUCACCAACACCGGCCGCACGAAGGACCAGUACCCCGUCAAGGAACUACUAAUCGACGAGAAGCUUCGCGAGGAACUGGAAGCCGUCACGAAACCGAUCAAGAACAAGUACAAGCGCAUGCUGUACGACAUCCUGGACAACAGCAAGCAGGUGUUUAUGUCACCGAUCCUCAAGUUCACCACCAUCUCGAUCACGAUCAACUUCACGUUUCACAUUGGGUACUACGGGCUGAUGAUGUGGUUCCCGGAGCUGUUCAAUCGGUUCGACGAGUUUACACGCGCGCAUCCGGGCGUUGAGGAUGCCUCGGUUUGUCAGGUGACGGAUUACGUCGUGGGUAUGGGCUCGCACUCCCAAGCAGGCGUCUGUUCGGCCACAAUCCCGAGCACGGUGUUCAUGGAAUCGUUGAUCACGGUUGCGGCCGCACUGCCCGCUAACAUUGUGGCCGUGCUGGGGAUGGAUCGGUUGGGGCGCAAGUUUUUCCUCGUCUUCAGCACGAUGGCGGCCGGAGCGUGCUCUGCGUCGAUGUACUUCGUCACCAACCAGCACCAGAAUCUGGCCGUGUCGGCCGUUUUCAGUGGUGUCAUCUCGAUGGGCAACGCCUCGCUGGAUUGUCUGAUUACGGAGGUGUUUCCAACGAAUUUACGUGCAACUGGAGUGGCGAUCUCAAUGGUGGCUGCUCGGCUGGGAGGUAUCAUCGGCAACGUGGUCAUUGCCACGCUGCUCGAUCUCUACUGUCCCGCACCGACGUUUAUUGUGGCCGUCCUGCUGGCAGGAGGAGGUCUUAUGUGCUUGUUUUUACCGAACACCACCCGGACGGCGUUGUCCUAGUGCGGGGCAAAACCAUCCGCAGAAUCGCAUACACCACCGACAAAGCACGCACAGAAGCGCUACACUGGUGAAGAUCGCAACGAGCCACCGGAAGCUCGUGGGAGCUUUCUAUGUGUUAUGUAAACUUUGCUAUACGAUUUCUAGAUAACGUUUAUUCAUGCUAGCGAGUGUUGCCGUCUCCGGAUGCAGGAGCAGACAUUUAAGUUAAGAAAAUCCAUAAACAAAAAAUGCAAACACACGCACAAAAAAAAACCAAUCCAUUACAGGCGUAAUGGGGUUCGCGCGUACACGAAAUAAUUCCUAGUAGCAUAAACGAUGGCUUUGAGGCGGAUCAAAACGAUACAAAACCAAUACAGCCGGGCUUCUCGGCCUCCGUACAUUCCUAAAAACCAAUCGUAUCGUGAAUGGGGCCAUUUAUUUUGCAACCCAGAGCAAUGACGCAAAUGAAACGCGUGCGUACGCGUUGCAGCACUCGUCGAAAGAAUUUAGCUGAAAGACCAGUGGGAGGUGUUUAACUUAAUCUUAAAUAAAGUGGUAAGCCUGUUGCUUUUAGGCAUAUCGAUAAAUUAAUAAAAGUGGUAGCAUAAAA
Molecule: messenger RNA, 2465 nt
Organism: Anopheles nili
Lineage: Eukaryota; Metazoa; Arthropoda; Insecta; Diptera; Culicidae
Product: synaptic vesicle glycoprotein 2C
Exons: 5
Coding region: 98-1876 (592 amino acids)
Biological process (GO): transmembrane transport
Cellular component (GO): membrane
Molecular function (GO): transmembrane transporter activity
Source: RefSeq, a predicted model, not a curated record